Messenger RNA from Penicillium robsamsonii, 210 nucleotides. RefSeq lists its product as uncharacterized. The transcript has a single exon. Lineage: Eukaryota; Fungi; Ascomycota; Eurotiomycetes; Eurotiales; Aspergillaceae. The record is from RefSeq and is a predicted model, not a curated record. The coding region runs from base 1 to 210 and encodes 69 amino acids.
AUGGCAUCUACAACAACGCAAGCGGUACUAAUGUAUGCCAAACUUGCAGCCAGGGCCCUCAGUCUCCCGGUCGUUGAGAGAAUCUUCCAUCUUACCAGAAUGCAGGAUGUGGACUGGGAAGAAACGAACUGGGCGUUGCUUCGGGCUCUAUUUGAGAUUACAGACCACUGUAGUAGGUCCAACUUGGAGGACGUCCGACAAGAUAGAUAA